AAAUGGGAGGUGGUUCUAGCAAGGAGGAUGAAAAUCAAGUGAAUCUCGAUAAGUAUUUAUAAAGUGCAGAAUAUCAAUAAAAACUAAAUGCAGUCUAUUCAGGAUAUAAUACUCAAUAAUAGGCUUUGCAUGUUCCAUAACAUUAGGAUGAUGAUGAUGAUUACAUUAACAAUGGUUAUCAAGGGAUAUAAAUAAAAACAAAGCCAAAUAUUGCAGCCAUUUAGUCAACCACUCUUAGUGCUCAAUAAAAUGAUGUCUAUAUAAUUAAGUCAUCAUUUAAAUUUGUAAUCAUAAUUAUGAAUACUAGAUUUAAAUUGGAGAGACAACCUAUUAAUUAACAUUCUUAUAUACAUGUCCAGAACAAACCUAGAUAGAUGUGUGGUUUUUGGGUCAAGAGAAGUUGAAAACAGGGGAAAUUACUUCUCUUUAUGGAAACACCUAAUUAUAAAAACAAAUAUAAGGCUUCUAUGUUCAAAAGGGAUAAAACCAGGAUUUUUCAUAAAACAUAGUGAUUCUUGACUUGAAAUUAAUAAAAAUAGAAUCUAUGAAACAAUAUCAGAUGAAAUAAGAUGAAUUUUCAUUUCCUUUGAUAGUGAAAAUUGUAAGUGAUUGAUAUGUAAAUUUAGUCAAAAGUCAAUGUUGAUCAUUCCUUUACUUAUUAUUGCACCGUGGAAAGGAGUCAAAAUCAGUUAGUUGCGUAAUGUUUGGGGAGCAAAUUAAGAGUAAUAAUAAUAAAUUCUAUCAUGUUAGAUCAAUGGUUAAGAGUUCUUGACUAAGGAUGUUUAUGGGAUGAAUGAUAGUGUCUUGGGAAAGAAGGACGACAAGUAGAUACAUUGAAUUAUAUUAUUGCUAGUGAAAAGGAGCCUUGCAGAAUAUGCUUAACGAACAUAAUUGAUACCAUGAUUUAACCAUGUCAACAUGUCGUUUUAUGUUAGGAAUGCUGUUAGAAUUUGAGAAUGACAGGUCAGAGAUGUCCAAUUUGCAGAUCAGGUAGAGAAUAUUUGUAUUUUAGAGAUUAAGGAGUUUAUUAUAAUUGCAAAAGCCAAUUGAAAUAUUAUAAAUAUUUUUAUUAUA
Messenger RNA from Paramecium octaurelia, 1074 nucleotides. The record is from the annotation of a GenBank genome assembly. NCBI's taxonomy places the organism in Eukaryota, Ciliophora, Oligohymenophorea, Peniculida, Parameciidae.